AUGAGAACUAGUCGUAAUUCAGUUUCUUUAAUUCUCGCACUUCUGUGCUGUUUGUUGAUACUACGCGCAGCAAAUUCGUCAAGGUUACAGCACUCUCCAUUGUUUGCAAACUUCUUGGGUGGUGAUAAAGGCACACUCGAUGACAUUGCGACAAAUGGGACCAGAUGGGCAGUUUUGGUUGCUGGUUCAACCGAAUGGUGGAACUAUAGGCAUCAGGCUGAUGUAUGUCAUGCAUAUCAAAUACUAAAAAAAGCUGGACUGAAAGACGAAAAUAUCAUUGUGUUCAUGUACGACGAUAUCGCAUACAACAAGGAAAACCCUAUGCCUGGUGUCAUCAUCAACAAGCCAAAUGGAACAGACGUUUACAAUGGAGUUCCCAAGGAUUACACAGGAGAGAACGCUACUACCCAUAACCUAUUUUCAGUGCUUUUGGGAAAUAAAACUGCUCUCACUGGAGGAAGUGGCAAGGUGCUGGACACUAGUCCAGAUGAUUAUGUUUUCAUCUACUAUACUGACCAUGGUGGUCCUGGAGUAGUUGAGAUGCCUGACAAACCUCUUUAUGCCGACGAGCUUAACAAAGUUUUGAAGUAUAAGCAUAAAGCAAAUGGUUACAAAAACAUGGUGUUCUACCUUGAAGCUUGCGAGUCUGGGAGUAUGUUUGAGGGCCUUCUUCCAACCAAUAUAAAUAUUUAUGUGACCACAGCAUCAAAUGCUACGGAGGAUAGUUGGGCUGAGUAUUGUCCUGAUUAUGGUGCCCCAGCAACCUUUGAUACUUGUUUGGGAGACUUGUAUAGUAUUUCUUGGUUGGAGGACUGUGACGCAAAGGACUUACGUAGUGAAACUUUGCAACAGCAAUAUGAAGCGGUUCGCGAUAGAACCCUAAAGGGAACCGCGUUCAAUGGCAGUUCUCAUGUCAUGCAAUAUGGAGAUUUGAGUUUAAGUGUGAACUUCCUCUCAUCUUACAUGGGUAGUAACCCUCCAAGUAGUAGCCAUGAAUCAUCAGCAACAGAUGCCUUAUCACCGUAUGUGAAAGUUCCACAACGCGACGCAGAUCUACUUCAUUUUCAGCACAAGGUUCGAAAAUCAGCUGCUGGUUCUUCGGAGAAUCUUGAAGCUCAGAAGAAACUGCGUGACGAAGUUGCUCGGAGGGAGCAUAUUGACUAUAGUAUAAAUCAUGUUGGCAACCUCUUGUUUGGAUCAGAAAAUGGCUCGAAAAUGUUGAGUUAUGUUCGCGCUGCUGGCCAACCUCUCGUCGAUGAUUGGGACUGUCUCAAGACUCUUGUGAGCGCUUAUGAGAAAUACUGCGGAUCCUUGUCGACCUACGGGCUGAAAUAUAUGCGACACGUCGCUAACCUCUGCAAUGCUGGGGUCACAGCCGAUCAAAUGGUUGCAGCGUCAAUUAAAACUUGUUCGUAA
This is a messenger RNA of Morus notabilis, 1416 nucleotides long. Its product is annotated as vacuolar-processing enzyme-like. The record is from RefSeq and is a predicted model, not a curated record. Gene Ontology annotation, biological process: vacuolar protein processing. Gene Ontology annotation, molecular function: cysteine-type endopeptidase activity. Lineage: Eukaryota; Viridiplantae; Streptophyta; Magnoliopsida; Rosales; Moraceae. The transcript has 9 exons. Bases 1 to 1416 code for a protein of 471 amino acids.